This is a messenger RNA of Pelagomonas calceolata, 1787 nucleotides long. NCBI's taxonomy places the organism in Eukaryota, Pelagophyceae, Pelagomonadales, Pelagomonadaceae. The record is from the annotation of a GenBank genome assembly.
GCGCGGCGGGCGUAGCUGCCUCGAUGCGUUCGACUGGCGGCAAGUCGGGCUGCCCGAGUCGUUGCUUGGCAGCACAGCGCCGGCUCCCCGUGAAUGCUAGUAUGUCUCGCAAUGUUAGCAUUAUAUGCUCUCCAGCGCAGCAGCGCUUCUCCCUGAUUUUUCCACGCUCAGCGCCCCGUUGUGCACCGCAUCGCAGGCAGAGGACUCAAUCCUCUCGCUCUAUCGCUCGGGCACGCUUGGAACGAAGUUAAAUCGUCGCCACGCGAGCAAUCACCACAACAGCGCAGCGCACUGAGUUGGUUCGAACGCCGCGAGGGUCGAACUCCGUGCUGCCGCAGUCUCGCAGGGGUUACUUUACUCCGUCGCGGACGCACCUAUACCAACGCGCCACCAUCCUCGCGCUGCUCGCGGUCCGAGCCGCUGCCUGGCGCCCAACACCUGUCAGGACACAGAUAAGAAUGGUCGAAGGCCACUCCGUCCACCGCGUGGCGGCGCGCCACCGCCAAAAACUCGUCGGCAAAAAGUUCGCGUGCACGUCCCCGAACGGCCGGUUCACAGAAGGAGCUGCCGCCAUCAGCAACAAGCCCUUCCGCGCGAUCGAGGCCGUCGGCAAGAACCUCUUCGCAUGGUUCGGCAGCGGCGGCGCCGACGACGUCUGCGUGCACGUCCACUUUGGCAUGGCGGGCAACUGGGCGGUCUUCGAGAGCGACGCCAACGGCAACGUGCACGAGCCGGCGACGACGGCGACGACAAGACUCAGGAUGGAAGGCGGCGGCGUCGUUUCCCACCUAAGUGCGAUGACCGUGAAGCACGGCUCGCGCGCGGGGCUCUACGAGCCGAAGCGCGCGACGCUCGGCGAAGAUCCGCUGCGCGAGGACGCCGACGUGCGCCUCCGAGUCAGAAGAGUCAAGUUCCUUUGUUUCGCCCGCGCGUGUGCCCCCGACGACGUCUCACACAGGUGGAGCGGCUCUGGCGCAAGGUCUCGAAGUCCAAGAAAAGCAUCGGCGCCCUCAUCAUGGACCAGUCGUGCUUCUGUGGCCCGGGCAACAUCUAUCGCGCGGAGAUUCUGUUCAAAGCUCGUAUCCACCCCGACCAGCUGGGCAAGGACCUCUCGCGCGCCGAGUUCGACAAGGUGUGGCGCCACAGCGUGGAGCUGUUGCAGCGCGGCUUUCGGGAGGGCUCCAUCCUCACGGUUGAUCCUGCGGAUGACGCGCGGUACGGCCCCGACCUCCGCCGCUACGUCUACAACAAGUCCCGUUGCCCCAUUUGUCGCGGUCCCGUGAUGUCGUGGGACAUCCAGACGCGGACGGCCUACGCUUGCCUCGCCUGCCAGCCGCUGCGCACGGUCCAGGAGGCGCCACCGUCGCCGAAGAAGUCUAAGAAGCGCCCCGCCGCGUCGACGCCCACCAAGGCCAAGAAGGCGAAGCCGACGCCGGUCAAGCGCUUCCGCUCGCACUGUGUGGAGGACGCCGCCAGCGACAUGUCCCCCGAGAUGCUGACGGUCAAGGAGCUCAAGGCGAAGCUCAAGGCGCACGGAGCGCCCACGGACGGGCUCAAGUCGGUGCUCGUGGCGCGGCUGACGGCCCUGGUGGAGCCGACGAUGCGCUCGGCCGAGGACGCGGCGGCCGACCGCGCGCGGGCGGGCGAGUCUCGCGCGGUCGAGCACGUCGCCGACCUCCACCCGACGCAAGCCGUGCGCGCGGCGCGGAAGGCGCGCGCGCGCAAGUGAUGUGGGCCGCGCGCUGGUCAUAACCUGGAGGUAUUCAUGCAUAAAAAUUCUUGCGAAA